CAUUGCUGGGGAGGCGGAGGCGGAGGAGGAGAGCUGUUACCAAACCUGAAGGGUCUGCUGAAGGGAGCCGCGGUUCGGUGGCAGCCCGGUCCUCGCCUGUGAGUUUAGGGUAUCGCGGAGACAUGUAUCGGCGGCCGCUGCAGUCCGCCGUCAGAGGCUUCAUUAACGGGACAGCGUCCGGAGCCGCCUACCGAAAGGCAUUCGAUCAAGAAGCCUGCUUUGCGAGAGCUUUAGCAGCUUGCCAGCUGGCCAGAGUCUCCUCUUCCAGCUUAACACCAUGUCGGACUCUGCACAUCACCACACAGCUCUGUAAUGUGAAGGAGACGCCCCAGCACACAGAGGAAGAAGUCGGGGCCUUCACAAAGCUCAUUGAGGCCAUGGGCUUCACAGGACCCCUCAAAUACAACAAAUGGAAAAUCAAGAUUGCUGCCCUGCGCAUGUACACGUGCUGUGUAGAGAGAGUCAACUAUGACGAGUUCUUUGACAAGUUCUCCCUCCCUGACACACUCAACUCCUGGUUCCUGGUAGCACAGCUGCAUGUGUGGAUGUGUUUGGUGCGGAUGCGUCAGGAGGGCAGAGCGGGAAAGUACAUGUGCCGUUACAUCGUCCACUCCAUGUGGGAGGAUGUAGAGCAGAGGAGCAAGAUCAUGGGGAUCGAUGCCAUCCAUCGAAAGGAAGCAAUGAAAGCGAUGACGGAGACUUUCUAUGCUGCGAUAUUUGGAUAUGAUGAGGGAAUCCUGUCUGAUGACUGCGUGCUGGCUGCAGCUCUGUGGAGAAACCUGUUCAGUCGCCAGUGUGAAGACCCCAGACAGCUGGAACUCAUGGUGGAAUACGUACGCAAACAGAUGCAGUUCAUUGAUGCUCUGGACGGGGAGGACCUGCUGCUGACGGGGGAGGUGAAGUGGCGCCCCCUGGUGGAGGAGAACGCACAGAGCAUCCUGAAGGUGGUCACACCCACAUAUAACGACACCGGACUGUGAGACGAAGAGACAGACUCCUGUGUCCUCUCAUCCAAAGUCUUCCUCUGAUGUCCUCUUCCCUCACCUGCAUUCACGUCUUUCUGACCUCUGUAAUGUUUGGUUCUUUCUUUCUCCCACCUUUAAUCAUGUGACCUUUUCCCUCCUCUCUCUCUUUACUCUUCUCUCCCCUCCUGUCAUAUAAGGUGGGAUUUUAAAUUUGAGAUCUGUUGCUGUAGCUUUGUCAUCCACUCCUUUAUUUCUCUUUUUUCUCCGGUUGAAUUCCCAGAACUCAGCCUUUUCUCCUCCUCCUCCUCCUUUUCUUCUCCUCUGCGUCAGGUUCAGGAGGAGCAGUAUAACCAGGGUAGAUAGUCAGGUAGUCACAUGUCAGUGCUCGUAUGCCCAUCAGUCCAAAGGCUGGAAACACCGUGCGUCAUCGUCCUCCAUCGUCGUCCUGUCGGUUUUGAGAGCCAGACUGAGAGAACAGGAUUCUCUGUAUUUAUAUUUUUCUCAUAUUUUGCCACGUAUGCCACACUGUUUAUUAUAAAGUAUUUUGUGCACCUCUGUGUUUACACUCUCCUCCUGCAGAGCUGUUAGCUCAGACCUCUGACACUGUUAGCUGACCUGAAAAUACUGGAAACAAAUGAAAGAUUUCAUGUGUUGAUGGACCUUCUCUGUUUGUCAGAGGUGUGUAGUUAAGCAGCUCUGCUCCUGGACAUCAACAGUCUGUAAGUCUCUGACUGGCUCUCACGAUGCUCUCAGACCCGAACAGGAAGCUGAACCCUCACAGACCCAGACGUCUUCACUGUAUUAAAAACAACGCGUUGUUUUUUUUUUGGUUUGUUUUGUUUUUAAAAAGUGAAUUAAUAAAAUGUUCUCUGGAAAA
Molecule: messenger RNA, 1842 nt
Organism: Toxotes jaculatrix (banded archerfish)
Lineage: Eukaryota; Metazoa; Chordata; Actinopteri; Toxotidae
Gene: uqcc1
Product: ubiquinol-cytochrome-c reductase complex assembly factor 1
Exons: 9
Coding region: 123-980 (285 amino acids)
Biological process (GO): mitochondrial respiratory chain complex III assembly
Cellular component (GO): mitochondrion
Source: RefSeq, a predicted model, not a curated record